Polyodon spathula (Mississippi paddlefish) is the source of this 9694-nucleotide messenger RNA. RefSeq names its product methyl-CpG binding domain protein 6 (gene mbd6). The transcript is spliced from 12 exons. Lineage: Eukaryota; Metazoa; Chordata; Actinopteri; Acipenseriformes; Polyodontidae. Gene Ontology annotation, cellular component: chromocenter; nucleus. Gene Ontology annotation, molecular function: DNA binding; chromatin binding. The coding region runs from base 2672 to 7360 and encodes 1562 amino acids. The record is from RefSeq and is a predicted model, not a curated record.
AAAGGCGGUUGUCGCUUUAGUUGACACUUGGCUAAUCUGGCAGCACCCAGCUGUGUAUUGGAUGGCGCUCGCUCCUGCUUUUUGGAAGAACAGCUCCUGAACUGGGGAAAAUCGCUCAACGCAGACGGUUCCAGCAUCAUACAAAGGGAAGGGGACAGUGCAAAAAGUUUACUCUUAAGUUUUACUUGCCCCGUAUCUCAGUUUCCUCCUGUUCUCGGAGGAGAAGUGUAUAGUUUUGGAACCUUCGAAAUAGAGUUGUACUUGGGCAAAAGCUAAGUGAACGUCCCAGGGAAGGGACAGCAGCUUAAGAAACCGCUAACGCUUUGGCUUGACAAAGCGUCGGGCUACAAAGAGUUCAACUCCAGGUGCUACUCUGUGAGGCAGCCCAGAGCUGUGUGUGUGAUGCCGUCUGUGGCAAUGUUUUCUUUCACAACUAAACACUUCUUCAUAUGAACACCAACCCCCUUUACAACCAAGAUCUGCGACCAAAUGUAAUUUUUUAUCUUUCUUUCUUUCACAAUACAGUACAAAUGUGCUACUGAAAAGUUACAAAACAAUUCAAACGCUGCAAGCAUAUACAGUCGCAGACAAAAGUAUUUGGGCAGUUUAAAAAAAACAAAAAAAACACGAAGAAAGUAAUUUCUAUACUUUCUAAUUGUUUUGUUGAAAGAUAAAUUGGAUUCAGCUUUAUAAUAAAACAACACAUUAUUACAUAACAUGCAUAAAAUGAAAAAUAACAUGCAGAAACAAAUUUCAUUCUUUUUUUAGUAUAUGGACUGAAGAGAAAGCAAUUCACUUUGACCAUCCUCAGAUUUGACCUAAACGGAGGAUAUAUCAAUCACAGUUAUCUUUCUUUCUUUCCUUCUUCCUGCUGGACAUUUCCAUGAGUUUUUGCUGCUGGUUCAAUCACAGACAGUCUAGACUGGUUCUGGCAGACUUCAAAAAGCCACAAGUGGUUCUCCAGACAGUCCAAGGCCUAGUGAUGGAAUUCACACCUCGCCACCCUGAGGCCAGCCUGGCCUUGUUUACACUGAGCCGCUGGGGAUGGGCUACUCCACUCCCAGGCCUUCUUGGGCCUCCUCAAAGAGAGGAGAACACGACGAAAUUAUACAGGGGCAAAAGGCGAGAUGUUGGGCAUUACAAAAUGGACCAGAGAGUUCCUUUAACCUGAUUAUAAAUAUGAGGUCUCUAAUCUCUGGUAAAGGACCUUGAAUGUUUGCUUUCAAACUGUGUUCUCCUCUGUUCUGGCGUGAUUUUUAAAGAACGACUUUGCUCUGUAAAGAUGACAUUCAGAACCUUUUGACUGAUUAUCUGUGGUUCGGUCUAGUUGGUAAUGUGUCGUGCCUGUGAGUGUUUUGUUGAAAACUACACGUGUUAAGAAUUACUGGAAAAUGCAAGGUGGGUUUGUAUGAGUACCACUGCCUGCCUGUCUCUGUAAAUUACAUGUCAAAUGAGCUUCCAAAGCUGUGAAUUCACCACCUUUUCAAAGACAGACACGGACAAAGAUUGUGGCUAAUGCGUUCAUCAGACAGGAUGCAAUAUGUAUAAUCACGUGCACCAUAAAUAUCACAAUACAUGGGUGCUAGGCUGUUUUUUUCUAGAAUAACCUGAACUAAUGAUUAACGAUAUUGUUAAAAGGCAAAUCCUAAAGGUGUCAGGAUGAGGCUGUAAUCAAGGCAGCUGUACUGUGCAUUCAGCAUUGUUUGAUGCACUCCACCUGCCUGUGUAAUGUUGUGGUCAUCUCUAUAUAAUAUACUGAAGUCUCGCUGUAUAUGCUUUACAAUAACGCAUUCUUAUACUGAGCUCUCUACUACUACUGGCAUCUGUACUAUGUAUGGAACCCUUUGAGCUGUACCAACACUUUGUUUGAAAUACACCAAAUCAAAGUUUAAACAGUAUUGUAGAAAAUAACAAAUGACACAAGUGUUAAAUGUUGAAACUCUAUCUCUAUCUUUUAAAAAAAAAAAAAAAAAAAAAAAAAACAGUACUCCUUCAGAACGGCUCUGUGAAGCUGUAAUACACGCCCUACCAUUACUCUCCAUGCCUACCCAGGGCUGGAGUCGAUUCCUUUUUAAAAUCAAUUCCCGUUCCCUUUUAAUCGAUUCCAAUUCCAGUCAAAAUUGCAGUCGGCAGCAUUCUGUUAAAAUUCUCACAGCGGCAACAGAAGACUUCGCUGCUUGUCAGUCCGUUAAAUUGGCAUCACGCGAAAGCAGCUAAACAGUCACAACUAUUAUGCAUCUAAAAUAAAUUGCAAUUCCUCUGAAUCGAUUGGAACCCAUUUUAAAAAGGCGUUGGAUAGUAAUUGACUCCCAGCCCUGUGCAUAACUGUUCAUCAAUACUAAAUGUGAUUUCCUACUGCAGCAGUAUAUGAAUUUAGUUUUCCAGUGUGCUGAUAAAGUAGGCUCUUCCAUAUAAGGAUUUCAAGUCCAGUACAGUAACGCCCCUUUCCUGAUCGUUGUGUUUUUCAGGUUUUACUACAGACCCGGCGCUGGACUGCUUUCACUGAGAGAGAGAGAGAGAGAGAGAGGGAGGGGGUAGGGCCACAGUCUGGCUUGCUCUUGGUUUUUAUCACAGCAUCUCUAAACCAUGUGUUUUGACGGGCUGAUACAAUGGACAGCAGAGCCUCAGAUUUUAUAAAAAUGAAAAGGUGUAGGAGAGCAGUGAUCCGAAAAUGAACGGAGGCAAUGAGAGAGGCAGAGACAAAGAUGGCGGCACGUCUGCAGCGCACGUUCCUAUUGGCUGGCAAAGAGCAGUGGAGGGAGGGAGAGUGGCCUACAUCAGCCCCAGCGGUACAGUCCUAUCCACUGUGGAGGAAGUGAGGACCUACCUUCUGACAGAUGGCACCUGUAAGUGCGGUCUGGAAUGCCCCUUGGUUCUACCCAAGGUGUUUAAUUUCGACCCUGGAGCAGCAGUGAAGCCUCACAGUACCGAGAAGGUGAAGGCAGAGGAGGACAUGACCAAACUGUGCAAUCACAGGAGGAAAGUGGUCGCCAUGGCAGCGCUGUGCAGGAGCAUGGAGGCCUCCCCCCUCGCCUUACCCGGCCAAACUCCAGGUGGCGCUCUUAACUGUCCAGAGAACCCUCCAGCAGCGCACAGCAGAUCACCAAACACGGGCCUCAACAAAUCCCCUCCCGAUUUCAAGAACAACUUGUUUCCGAAAUACUUUGUGGACAAAGCGGCCAGCGGUGUGGGGACCCCCUUUCCAGGCCCCAAACAAGACCAUUGCACUUACCCCCGACAGCGGCUUCUCAACCCCAGCGGGCUGAUUCAGUACCCCAGACACCACCCCGCGAUCCCUGCCACAGCUGGGCUCAAUCCCCCUUCUAAGAACUCCAUGUACGCUGGAGGACAUCCAUCCAAUGGAAGCCUGGAUGCAAUAACAAGGGCUAACUCCAGGCUGUCUCCAGAACUCCCUCACUUAGGGUCUCCCCAGCCCGGGAGGAACCUGAUGCCUUCCCCCGCCCAAUCUCCAAGGGCCUUUGGUCAAGCUGGCAACAUGCCUUGCAGCUCAGGGUCCCAGAAAUACACCAGGUUUACCAGUCCUCCAAACCAAACGUACGAUCUUUCGGGAUGCUCUGAUCACCUCAAGGGUUCUCCCUACCCGAACUCCCUCCCACCUUCUGCACAGUCUCACACCCACGCUCUGGAUAUCCACGUAUCUUCGACUUUAGCUUCACUGGCCAACAGCCUGGGCGGUAGGUCUAUGCAUGAGGUCCAAGGGAACUUCACUCCUUCCUCAUUCUCCGCCAGAUCCAAUACUAUGGGCUCCCCAUCCACCUUCUCUUCCUCCAUCUCCUCACCUGCCGGGAGCUUGGAGAUCUCUCCGCAGAGGUCCAGGCAUUCUUCGACCUCCUCCGAGCAUGGCUUCCUUGGGCAACAGGUAACCAAGUCCUCUCAUUCCCCAAUGCCCAUGAGCUCUCCCAAAUUCUUCAUGCCACCUAGCCCCAAAAGCCGCCUGGAAGGCAUUCUCCAACAAUAUAAGGACACCAGCAACAGCGGGAGCAAUUCCUUAGGCAACCACCUCCACCACCCCCACCAAAGCAAUAACUUCCAGCCGCCUCAUCCGCCCCAUUCUCCUACGUUGGAGAAGAAGAUCCAAGCGGCAGGAGCUGCCAGCGCUACCGGAUUCCUCGGUCUCCCUUUAGGUCAGAUUCUGAACCAGCACCACCCCCACUCCUCCUCCUUUCCAGCGAGCAGCCUGCUCUCCGCAGCUGCUAAAGCUCAGCUGGCAAGCCAGAAGAACAAUGGCUCUCCCGGCAAGGAGGCUCACACCAAGGUACAAAGCACUUUACAGAACAGCCUCCCCAAUAAACAGACCAGCCCUCUGCUCUCCAACUCCAGCACCACCCCCAGCUCCACAGCGCCUCAGGACAAGCCGUUCAAGAGGAAGAGACAAAGGAGAUCUCCAACAGUCCUUACCAUGCUCAAAGAAUCCCAGAUGAAUAGUCUCCGAACUGGGGUGGACCAGAUGUCUAUGGAGAAGACCUUCUCUUUCCCCUUGGGUGCUCCCCAGCAGCAAACUGUGGACUUUAAUCCUGGGCUAAACCAGUCUGACUCGGCUCAGUCUGCCGGCUUCCCCAGGCAAGCAGAAGCUCAGGAUCCUCUGAGAAGCAAGACCCCGGGUGUUGGUGCAGCUCAGCCUUUGUCUGCCCUGCUUCACUUACUCAGCAUGCAGAACGCUCAAGGUGGUGGCGGCAGCAGCGGGAGCUCCCUUGGCCAGCCUGCUCUCCAAUCUCAAAGCCCCGCCGCUGCUCCCUCUCCAGUCCACCUCCCUCCAUUCCCCCAGCCCAACCCAGGAUCUGACCGAGCUUGGACCCCCAACUUGGGAGGUCCGUCCCCAUCUCCAAGCCAGCAGGCAUUCAUGAACGUGAAUUUGAACGCUGCCCUGGCUUCUGUGGCUGAUCCAGCAGGCACUACCGCAGACUCCAGUAUGUUCCCCAGCAUGCAAGAUCUCAACAGCCAGCUGCUUGGCCUCCUAGGGCAGUUCUCCACCCAGACCCCCUCCUCUGCCUCCUCCUCCUCCUCUUCCUCGUCCCCUGGUGCAGCUCAGGGCUCGGGGAGCAGUAACCUGGCUGCACAACUGAAGGCUCCAGCAGCCACAAGCGAGGCUAUGCCAGGCUUACCCAGCAACAAUGGUAACCAUCAGCAUAAUCAGCAGAGCAAUACUGUCACAGGACCCACCAACCUACCAGCAUCGCCAACGUCCACCAAUCACAAACUGGCCCCUAGCCCUGGCCCUGUGGCGCUCCACACCCCCUGCCAGCAGCUUCCCCUAGCAGAGCUGUUCCCCUUCAUGAACCCGGACCAGCUUCUGCAGCUCCUGUCCGCCAACACUGGGCUGACCCCUCUUCUAAACCCCCCCUUCAUUGGAUCUCUCCCCCUGGGCUUGCUGAUGGGUCAACAGCAACACCAACAGCAGCCCCAAAACAUCCUAAACCACAACCCCCUAAACCUCCUCCCUUCCUUGCUGGGGGGCCAAGCGGACCUGCCAGUGAACCUCCUGGGCCUCCUAAACCCGCCACCCAACGCUGUUCUGCCCCUCAGCGACCCUGCCGACAAGCAGGCCCUGCAGGCUCUCCUGACUGCCUCCCUCUUGCUCGGGCAGCAGCAGCAGCCAGCCAUGCUCCCUCUAGGUGGGCUAAAUCUGGGCAGCCUUAACCUGGAUUUCCUUCAGCAGCAGUUCCCUCCCCCCCAGGACGGAGAGAAGCCCACGGACGCCACCUUGCUGCCGGGCAACGACGGGUUCCACGGUCUGGGGGACGGUGCCCUCCAGGCCCUGCAGGCCCUGCUCUUCCCAGCCCUGUCCACCCCUGCCCCUCCCAUCCCCACCACGUUGCUGUCUCUCAACCCUGCUCUCCUGCCUGCUUUCCUGGGCUCCACUGACGGGGGCGCCAGCCAAACUCAGGUCGGUAUCUCCAGUUCCUCCAUGGGACCUACCUCCAUGACCAGCACUUCUACCACGACCACCCCCAGCUCGGGAGCUGAAGCCCCCCCAGCCAUGUCGAUGGGAGACCCCCUCCUGUCAUUUAGUGGGGCCCCAGGGAAGCUGAACCCCCUGGGACCUCAGCUGCUGAACCCGCUACUGGGAGCCAGCCUGCUUGGUGACUUGGCAGCCUUCAAUACCAGCAGCAUGCAGCUCAGCAGUCUUCACACCCUGUUGGCUUCCAGCCCUCUGCUCCUGCCAGGCCAGCAGCAACACCACCUCCUCCCUGCCUUGCAGCCACCCCACCUGGGCAUGCACCUAAUCCAGGGCCAGGCUGCGCUACCCGGACAGGCUGGGACCAUGAAUCCAAUGGCAGGCCUGCUAAACACCCUGCAGCUCAAUAUCGACCCGGGUCUCCCAAUGGCCGACAACAAGCCAAUAAACACUACAAACCAGUUGGAGGAAAGCAUAAGCCCCGCCCCUGCUGAGGACCUCCCGGCGAAUCAGCUGCCACCAGAGCACCUGCAGACCUCUCAGCCGCUCCCCCAGCGCUCAAGCCCCCUGGACCCUUAUGGAUCCUUUAUGGAUGCCAUUUAUAACUCCUUCCUCCAAGUCACGGGCAAAAAGGCCCAGGAAGCAGCUGGCCCGACGGGACAUUCUGUAGGCCAGUCCGGGGCUUCUGGGCCUAGUCUCAGUGCUUUGAGUGCCUUAGCUCCCACUGCCAACCUCCAAGCCUCUUAUCCACAAUUCCAUGGAGACGCCCCAGCUCUGCAGGCUCAAAACGUACCGCCUUCACACAGCCCCAGGAGGGCGUGCAGCGUCCGGAACCAGGACUUGACCAGGCUAGGGAUGGAGGCAGCCCACUCUCCGGCAAGGGGGACCCCCAAACUGACCGAGGAGAGCAGGACGCCCCCCAGGUUUGAAGGGGUCCCGGCCGGGAAAGCGAACAGCAGCCGGAGCAGCGCCCAGCUGCUGAGCUCCACACCGGCUUUCCCAGGCUCACUCGAUGAAGCAAAGACUGAUUCCUCCUGCCAGUACAGCAACGGGGGGCACCCCAGGACUGAGCCACCGUGCCGGCAGGACGAGCCUCCCCUCUUCAGGGGCUGCAAGGGGGAGAGCGGCCCUUCCGAAGGGGGAGGGCAGGAGGAUCCAGCCCUGUGUGUCUACCCCAGCAGCAGGGCAGAUUGUCUGAACGGCACAGUGUUGUGUCCCAUAAUCGACCAGGAGAUCCAUCCAGCCCUGCACGAAACGGAGGAGGGAAAGGGUGACUCUGUCCAGCAGGAGACCCCAAAAAGAGGACGCAAGAGAAGACAAACACAACAGAAGCUGAACAGCAGUUCGAAAGAGGCCUUCACUGAAGACUUGGCAAAUCUGGAGCCGAAAGCCCCAGCAAUUCAGAGACCAGCGAAAAACAAGAGAAGGAAGAUUGUCAGAUAGCAUCUUCAGCUCUGGAGAGAAGAUCACACCUUGCAGCUAACUAGGGGCACUUGUACUGUACAUUGAACUGACUUCUGCAGGACUAGAUUGUAGUUGGACAGGACACACACACUGUGUUUAACACUACUCAGGUUUGCCCUAACGUGAAGCCAGUCAAAAACCAAUCCGCCAGCACUUCUGUCACCUUCAGUGUCUCUCCCCACUGCUUCAGAACCUCCAAGUGAGCCGUUGCCCAUCCACUGUGAGCAAUAUCUCAAGAAAUUGUAGGAAAAGCCCAGGCUCUUGGGGCCUUCUACCAACUGCCUUCUGCCGUAAUCUGGAUCAUUCAUGGGGCAUUUCUCUCGAUUUUCUUCUGUUGCCUUUAGAUUCUUACCUUGUUUUGUAUUUUGUGUUGCACCUGGUUCCAUAUCCUGCUUUGCACUGAUCUUGGACCACCUUAUCUAAUGUAGGGUGGUCCAAGAUUGGCAGUAAUAGGGGGUAUUGAAGCCGGACGUGAUGGUUUGACCCAGUGUAGUAUGAGUUAACCCUAAUCUGAACAGGGAAAGAAAUGCACUACAUUUUUGUUUUACGAAAUACGAAUUAGGAAGUGUUAAAUGUUCUCAUCCAUUUUUAAAAAAAAUAUUGCACCAGGUUUAUGGAGUUUGUUGAUACUGCACUGGUUACGGAAUCAUAAAUUCUAUUGUAUUAUUAUUAUUAUUAUGAUAUUGCACGCGUUUUACAGCUUUUAAUAAUAAUUCACAUUUUAUGGAAAUGAAAAUCACUUUUUUUUUAUUAGAUUUUGCACAGGUUAAGGAAACAGAAGUUUGUUAUACCUGGUGAUAGAUUGGAGUUGAGAACACCACUAAUAAUAAUAAUACUAAUACCAGUGAUGCACAGCUGUGGAGGUGAGAAUUGACCAUCUGAUUCCCAGGGAUGGUGUGUUGUUGCUGACCAACACAUCCUGAACGGGUCCUUGUGGGUCUGCCUGGUGCUUGCAAGCACUGGAAAAGUGUGUCUACCUGCAAUAGAAGUGAGGAACGUGGCACUUUGUUAAAUGACAAAAUGGAGAAGCUUUGGAGCUCAGCACUGACGCAGCGUUAGUUAAGAAUGGCACUGACCUCUGAAACGCAGAGCGCUUGAUGUUUGAACAGUUACAAGCAGUUUGCCAGUGGUGUUGUAAUAAUACAAAGCCUGGGUUAUAUAACCUGCUUGUCUAACUCUUGAGAUCUGGAUGUCAAAAAUGUCUUGCAAUGGCAUGGUAGUAAAACGGAGCUGUUGCUUGUGGGAUCAAGACAACAGCUUCAUUAGCUACCACUCACCUCCUACCCUUAGUUGUGACGGCUCUCAUAAACAGCCAGUCAGAAGCCCUUGAGUUCAGUUAGACUUCACGCUAAUGAAAUACGUUGACUGGCACCUGCAGAACGUUGCCAGAUUCUACGGCUGCUGAAUUGCAGACCAGUCAGGAUGUGAUCUUUCUGCACCCGCUCCAGCGCUUCGGCUUUCCAGGACUCCUCAGAGGUGCCGAUUCCCCGGCAAAGUUGGAAGUCCUGGCUGAAGCCCUAUUUGUUCUAGUUUUGGGAGGGUGCUUGCAUUUUCAGGUUUUAUUUAGCUUUUAUUCUUUUCGUACGGUUCGGUCUUGGUUCGCAGGCCUUUCGGUUGCGAAACGCUUCGAGGCGGCUUUGCCAUGAAAGGCGCUAUAUAUAUAUAAAAAGAUCUGAAUUGAUUGAUUGGACCUCAAAGAAAAUCAAAGACAAUCGGCAGGCACUUGAGAUUUGGUCACGGAUUUGAAUUGGGGGUGAAGCAAACUCUUUCAAACGCGAUGCAAACCCACAACUUCAAACAUAACUAUGAUGGAAAAGACAACCAUUUUCUCUAAUCUGAAAGCUUUCAAAGGUUGUUUUUUAUUAUUAUUUAAGAACCACAAUAAAGGGUAUUGAAACGGCCUUGAGUUGAUAACCAUUACUAAUUGGUUAAUAAUACUGGCUUUGUGUUGGUGAUUGGUUGGGCGGCUGGCUUUACUGGUGGGACUGAAUUAUGAUUGGACCUGGAGGGAGUUGUACCUCCCCUUUAUUCAAAUAUCUUUCGGCAUGCAGAGAUCAAUAAUGAAACAUAGAUAAAUAAUGAAACAUAGAUGUGUGAGUUUUGAAUAGGAAAGACUCUUAUUUAGUGGUUUAUCUUGAACCAGCUAGUCUACCCUCUGCUCUGUACCUGUAGAUGAAAAACCAAAACGUUUUCCAGAAACGGUUACUAUAUUUAAAACUAAAUGAAUAGAAGAAAAAAAAGCAGAUUAUGCAAUUUUUACUAUUAUGGGAUUUUGUAUAUAUGUACAGUUUUAGCCUGUGUGUGUGUGUUUUG